Spirodela intermedia is the source of this 5025-nucleotide messenger RNA. The record is from the annotation of a GenBank genome assembly. Lineage: Eukaryota; Viridiplantae; Streptophyta; Magnoliopsida; Alismatales; Araceae.
AUGGAUGGUGCAUCCCCCACUGUUGUUUGGUUCAGGAGAGAUCUUAGGAUCGAAGAUAAUCCUGCGUUGACCGCUGCUGCAAAAGAUGGGCGCGUCCUUCCCGUUUUCAUAUGGUGCCCAGAGGAAGAAGCUCAGUUCUAUCCUGGUCGAGUUUCCCGAUGGUGGCUGAAGCAAUCUCUUAUUCACCUGGACAAAUCCUUGAAAUCUCUUGGUGUUCCCCUCGUCUUCAUCAAAGCAGAAAGCACUCUCAGUGCCCUUUUGCGGUGUGUCAGUGCUACUGGAUCCAAGCGUGUGGUUUUCAACCAUCUAUACGGUUUGUUUCUUUAAUGGUGGCUUGAUUUUCUAUUAUCAAUAUAUAGUCCUUUUUUUUUUCCGCGUAUGAAUAUUUUUGACUCGGGCUCUUGCCUAUUUCUCCUGAUGCAUUUUUUUAAAAAAUGGUCUCGCUUUGAUCAUUUUUUCAUUUGACUCAAGGAGAUCAAUCGAGAAAAAAAAUCCAUGAUCAAAUCUACUUGUUGUAUCUACUCUUUAACCCUUUUCAUUUCUUUUUCAAUACCCCGAUGCAUGUAGAAAUUUAUAGACUAUGCAUGGUCACAAUAGCCUCUUCUAUAAUGGUUGUCACUGAAAUGACUUCUACAUGGAACUCUAUUGUGGGUUUGCCCCUUAGCCUCUAGUCAAAGGCAGUGCUUUUUAUUUUUAUUCUUUCAGAGUAACUAUUGAUGAUUAGACCUCAGACUCAAGUUCAUGUGAAGCUCAAAGAACUUCAGACUCGUCCUCUGCCUUUACCAAUUCACUUUUAAUAUUAUCCUGCCUUCUACGCAUUAGUAUCACAAAUCAGUCCAGAAUCAUAAAAUUGGCUAGUUCUUGGUGAUUCCUGGCCAAGAACGGUAGGUCUGGGCCUGAUUUAUCAUUUUAGUUAGCCGAUUUCGAAAACCAUGUUCAGAAGGAUAAAAGUAAGCCAUCUCUGAGGGUGUUGUACUGGUCUCACGCCCAUUUGGGGUUGUUCUAGAUAAGCUACUACUUGUCAGGAAAUUAUACCUACCAUCUUGCCCUUGAUUCUUCAUUUCUCAAAUUUUCAUUACAUAGUCUGCAAUUUUGGUAUAGAGCGAUAGAUGCAUGAGAGGUUGUGAAAAAGAUUUAUCAGAGGUUUUCUCAGAUAAUCCUUUCACUUUACCAACUAUCCAUUCUAUCUGGCAUUAGUCUGUUCUUUCAUAACUUUUCAUCAUCCGAUCUUUAGCAUUGUAGUAUAUGGGAAGUGCUGAGCAUAUCACGAAUCUUCUUACAACUUGCAGUCGAAUAGAUGACUCACAAACCAGUCAAAUUGAAAUAUCAUAACCCACAACAAAGCACACCUAAAAGAUCACUUUUCUCUUCACAUCAAAGUGCUCUAAAUUCUGGUCCAUGUCAUCAGUAAUCUAUGUAGUUACUACUUCUCAAGGAAGAGCAUGAAAAUGGAACGGUAAACUUUUCUGCAUUAGAGACAGUGCAGAUACUAUUUUUCUUUAGGUAAAAAUUAUUUCUGUGGAUUAAGUGCCACAUUCCUUGUUUCAUAAUCAUCUUUGCAAUCUUCUGAUGCAAUUUACGCGAUUGUAGUUGCUCCAGAAUUGGGAAAAUAUAGUAGAUUAAAAAAAUUGACUUUUUUCCCUCCUUUAACAAUAUCCUCAUGAAACAGUGUCAGCUUCGUUUCUACGCUUUAUCCUUAAAAACAAUAUUACUGCGAACCAUGUUCUUUAAGUCACUAUUCAACACUCAUAUUAUUUCCUAUUAAGAUUUUCAUUGGCAUCGUAGCCAAGUGCAGAGCGUGCAGAGCGCGAAAAGCAUCUCAGGUCCCGGAAAAAGUCCUCCGGACAGAUUCCUAUCCAGCUAAAUGUCCUCUUGUGGCGCAGAAGAUGAUUAUAUUUCUGUUACCAGACCUAAGCUGGUCAACUCUAUAAAUUAAAUUUACAAGAAUAUAAAUGUUUCUGCUUUCAUCACUUUUAGCUGUUGGUGCUAGUGUCGCAUGCUCUCUUUUGAAUGAAUUUGAGAUUGCAAAAGAGCAACCCUCACGAACGCUACCCUAGUGCGUUGACUUUCCCACCUUGACAUGCUGAGGUGUUUCUCACUGUAUAUGGAGCAUUAUAUUCCGAUAUUUAAAAUAUGGUAGGAGUAUAGAAAUGUUUCAUUGUGUCAUUCAGGUCAAAGAAAGUGUUCUACUAUUGUGGUGACUAUGUCUUGUCGGCGCUCUUCUUUCGUCCCGUUAGUUGCUGAGACCUCGCAAUUUCACACAUCCAGGUUACUUGAAGAACAAUAUCAUAUUAGAGAGAAACAUAAUUUCUUUGUGCUUCUGGUUGAUUGAGAAAAUAAUAAUUUAUGAUCGUAAUUUUAUGAAAUGUAGAGGCAACGUGACUGCUUAUAUGUAAGCUCGUUUUUUACCUUUUGCCUUAAAAAUAUCUGUAUUGUUAAAUAAUUUAUAGCUCUAUCGGGGUCUCCAUCCUCCAACGUAAGAUAUUUUUUUAGUUUGGAGCUGACUUGAACUUGAGCUCAUGUCCGAUUAUUGUUCUGGGAUGUUCUCUUUGUGACGCAAUGAAACCCUUAUGUUCUUGCAUCAUUCAAUUUAUUUUCGCUAAAUAGGUCUCUAUUAAAUGCAGAUCCCGUUUCACUCGUUCGAGAUCAUAAAAUAAAGAGCCAGUUGGCAGAGAGCGGCGUCAAUGUUAGGACUUUUAAUGCUGAUCUCUUGUAUGAACCUUGGGAAGUCUACGACGAAAAUGGGCUUGCUUUCACCAACUUCAGUGCGUUCUGGGAGAAGUGCAUGAGCCUUCCAGUUGAGCCAACGCUACUUCUUCCUCCUUGGAGGUUGAUGCCAUCUGCUGGUAGGUUUCUGCCCUAUGCAAGGUGCCAGUUUUACACUUAUUUUGCCUGUUCUCGGCAUGCUCUAUGUUGGCUUUGUACCAGAUAAUAAAUAUCCUUGACUUAGUCAAGCGUUAAUAUUCUCUUCUAAUCUCUUCUAGCUUCUUUUAGUUGUUGUAUCGCUCAAAAUUGCUGCUUAGUGGCGGCAAUGGCUUUAUCCUUUGUUAUGCACUUCAGUCAGACUCACGCUCAACGUCGACAGGAUUGGAGGCUGUUCAGGAUUGCUCAAUCGAGGAACUGGGUCUGGAGAACGACGCAGAGAAAUCUAGCAAUGCCUUACUAAGCAGAGGGUGGUCUCCUGGGUGGAGCAAUGCGGACAAGCUGCUGAGUGAUUUCAUCGAGAACCAUCUCAUCCACUACUCAAAAAAUAGGAUGAAGUUGGAUGGAGCCACGACCUCGUUGCUGUCUCCGUAUCUCCACUUCGGCGAACUCAGUGUAAGAAAAGUCUACCAGUCCGUGCGCAUGAAGCAGAUACAGUGGUCGAAAGAAGAGAACUCCGAUGCUGCUCAGAGUGUGAACUUCUUCCUCAAAUCGGUCGGCCUUCGAGAAUAUUCGCGCUAUCUCUGUUUCAAUUUUCCCUUCACCCAUGAGCGAGCAUUGCUGGGCAACCUGAAGCACUAUCCCUGGCGAAAUGACGAGGUUCAGUUUAAGGUCUGGAGACAGGGAAGGACGGGGUAUCCCCUGGUGGAUGCAGGCAUGAGGGAGCUUUGGGCCACGGGCUGGAUACAUAACAGGACCAGAGUCAUUGUCUCGAGCUUUUUCGUGAAGUUCCUGCUGCUGCCAUGGACGUGGGGGAUGAAGUAUUUCUGGGAUACCCUUCUUGAUGCCGACUUGGAAAGCGACAUCCUCGGCUGGCAGUACAUCUCAGGAAGCUUACCAGAUGGCCACGAGCUCAACCGACUCGACAGUCCUGAGGUGAGCCCUCUCUUACUGAGCCAUGCUGGUCAUCCCUUGCUGUUACUUCCACACACUCCUCUUUUCGACAUCGUGAUUUGAUUGAGCUUUGAUCUCGGCGCAGAGAAUCCAACUAGAUUUGAUGUGGGUCUCUAGUUAAAAUCAUGAACGAUCGGAUUUAUAGAUGUCUCGGAGCACCUCCAUGGUCUGGGGAUCUGAUAUUCUUAGUUGAAUCUGAAUCACCCCGCGGAUUAAGAUGGCAGUAAUAUACUGACCCAUCUCGCUGAAGAUCAUAAAUGAAGAUACUUUUCACUUUUUCCGAUUUUUUUAUAUUAUUAGUACUGAUUCCAUGCAAAUGUCCCUUAUCCUUUCUUCAUUCGUGAUUUAAGAUGAAUCGUAAAUAUCUGGGUCAGAAAGAGAAAAUCCCCCACUUCUUAGAGUCAGAUCUCAUAGAAAAUCCACAUGUUUUGCUCUGUUGCUGCUUUGAUCUUGUGUAUCUUCUCUCCACUUGUGUGCGUGUAUAAGCUCAUCGGUCGUCAUCCUUUUGGCCGUCAGGUUCAAGGCUGGAACUUCGACCCUGACGGCGAGUACGUGAGGCAGUGGCUGCCGGAGCUCGCGAGGGUCCCCACUGAAUGGAUACACCACCCAUGGGACGCUCCGGUGUCCGUCCUCCGCGCCGCCGGCGUGGAGCUAGGCCUGAACUACCCCAACCCGAUUGUGGACAUUUCCGUGGCGAAGCAGCGCCUGGCCGCCGCCGUGGCCAGGAUGUGGGAGCUGGACUGGGCGACCAAGGCCGCGAAGCGCGACAAACCGGAGGAGGUGGUGGCGGACAACAUGGCCGCCGUGAGGGCCCUCGACGUCCCCAAGGUUGUCCUGAGGAAGGCAGCGCCGCGCCCGCCGCCGCCCUGCGACAACUCGUCGGCGGACCAGAGGGUGCCCUCCAUCCGCAACCCCAAGCCCGUCCCGAAGGAGGCCACCGCAGAUCGCAGCGCCGCCGUGUCCGGGAAGUCGAUGGUGGACGAGGACCUGCGCUCCACAGCGGAAUCCUCUUCGGCCAGGAAGCGAAGCGCCGGCGGGAGCCUGUGCACCGUCCCCACCUCCUGCUUUUCUUCCUCGGAGGUCCAAUUCCACGGGCGCGACUCCCCCUGCCGGCCUGCCCCGACUGAACUCUGGCGGGGUGUCUGCGACGACAGAAGGAUCAGGGUGGAAAAGGUACUGAUUCAGGUUUCUUCCGAUCUUCUCCGAUAA